CAUUCAAGAUUUUAUCUAAUUCAGGUUCUAACGUUCGAACCCUGGCUAGGCAGCAUUACCAUUUAUACAGAACAAGUAAAAGCGAUUGACACGUGCGUAGUUUUUCUCACGUACGAGUUAAAAAAGAGUGAGGAGACUUUCUUUUUUUUUUUUUCCGUCCCAAAAGUCAACAAACUGAGAAAGCAGCAUCGCAUCGGUGAGAAGAGAUUCCAGAUUCGCUCGCUAAUAAUAUUUGGAGUCGGGAGGGGUGACCUGAGAUAUUCACGACACACAACAAAUAAUCAUGUGGAGAAGAAUCGUCUCCUCUGGACUCAAAACCCUAGCCUCCGAUGUCGCCGCUGCUUCUCCUCGUCGAUCCGUAGCCACCACCGCCGUGAGACCCUUGAGGUUCUAUCUCGCAUCCAAUCCCGCUUCUUCUUCCGUUAUCUCUCGUCAUUUCAGCUCCGAAUCAGUGGAGACCGUUGGGAAGAAGAAGGUGGAGGAUGUUAUGCCCAUUGCUACUGGACAUGAAAAGGAGGAGCUUGAAGCGGAACUUGAGGGGAGGAGGCUGCUUGACAUUGAUUUCCCUGAAGGUCCUUUUGGAACUAAGGAAGCUCCUGCUAUCGUAAAGUCCUACUAUGACAAGCGAAUUGUGGGAUGCCCUGGUGGUGAAGGCGAGGAUGAACACGAUGUUGUGUGGUUCUGGCUGGAGAAAGGAAAGUCUUUUGAAUGCCCCGUUUGCACUCAGUACUUUGAGCUGGAAGUGGUUGGUCCAGGUGGACCUCCCGAUGGUCACGGUGAUGAAGACGAUGAGCACCACCACUGAUUCCGGCUUCUCCCUUGCUGCGAGUUUUGCUUUUUUUUUUUUUAAUUAUUUUUUACUGGAAUAAAAAACAUAUGCUGCUGGUGAGACAGUUAAAAAUGUUUUUGAUCCUUUUGGAACAACACUUCGGUAUCGGAAGUUGUCAAAAUGCCUAAAAAUGUUUUACUUUUGUACCAAUUCUUGAAUCAGAAUCAUUCUUGCCUUUUGCAUAUUAUUAUAUACUCUUACCCUUUUAA
Brassica napus (rape) is the source of this 1038-nucleotide messenger RNA. Its product is annotated as cytochrome c oxidase subunit 5b-1, mitochondrial. NCBI's taxonomy places the organism in Eukaryota, Viridiplantae, Streptophyta, Magnoliopsida, Brassicales, Brassicaceae. Gene Ontology annotation, biological process: mitochondrial electron transport, cytochrome c to oxygen. Gene Ontology annotation, cellular component: mitochondrial envelope. The transcript has 6 exons. The record is from RefSeq and is a predicted model, not a curated record. The coding region runs from base 284 to 805 and encodes 173 amino acids.